CAACAAAAUAAGUUUCAGAACAAUUCUGAAAGAACUUCUUUUCAAGUACAGAAACAGAUCUCCAAUAACUUGCAUGCACAAAAAAAGAAGCUAAAUCUCUUAGAAUGAAUCUCUUUUUCUUCCUAUUUCUCCUUUUAUUUCUGUAAAGAGUUUCGUCUCCUCCCUCAUCUCUUCUUGAAGUGUGAAAUGACUGUUUAAACAGGAAGUGUCUGUUUUAGAUGACACCGGACAGCAGUUAUUUUUAUUAAUGUGUCAGUAUGGGCUCCGGUGCACUGCCUCUCAUUCUCUUGCUGAUGUCCUUCAUCCACGCUGGACUCACUCAAGAGAGACCAAAAGCUGUGCUGAAGGUGACUCCAGAUGAGCGUGUGUUCAGAGGAGAGACAGUCACUCUCACAUGUGACAUACAGGGAGCAGGACACAUUCAGUGGAUAUACAGCUGGUUUAGAAAUGGAUACACUUUCUAUCCACAUACAACAACAACAGCAGAGAUCAGUUUCAAAGCUUUUUACAGUGGUGAAUACAGCUGUAGAGGACACACAUACUCACAGAGAUCAGACAUCAGUGCUGCUGUUACACUGACUGUAUCAGAUCUGAAGCCAAAGCCUGAACUCACAUCAGAUCCUGAAGGAGCUGCACUGACAGGAAACACAGUGACUUUGAUCUGUCAUGUGAAUCCAGCCACUGGAUGGGACUUUUACUGGUACAAACACACACUGAACUCUGAGACAAAGACACAAACAAACUCCUACAGAGUGAAGAUUGAUUCAGUGUCUGCUGGAGGCCAGUACUGGUGUAGAGCUGGAAGAGGAAAACCAGUCUACUACACACAAUACACUGAUGCACUGUGGGUAAAUGUUACAGGUCAGGGGUCGCAGGUCUCUCUGGUGGUCCGUCCCAGCAGAAGUCAACACUUCUCGUCUGACUCUCUCUCUCUGAGCUGUGAGGAUCAGAGGAACUCUGCUGGAUGGACAGUGAGAAGAUACACAGACAGAAACACAGGAGAUUGUUCAAAACGAACAGGAUCUACAUGUCGACUCGUCUCUCUCAGCACAUCUGACUCUGGAGUUUACUGGUGUCAGUCUGAAUCUGGAGAGAAACGUCAUCCUCUCAACAUCACUGUACACGAUGGUGAUGUGAUUCUGGAGAGUUCUGUUGAUCCUGUGAUUGAGGGAGAUACUCUGACUCUACACUGUUUACAUCGAUCUACAAACUCCUCGAUCCUCAGAGCUGAUUUCUAUAAAGACGGAUCCCUCGUCCAGAGUCAGACGACAGGAGAGAUGAGCAUCACGAAUGUCUCAGAGUCAGAUGAGGGUUUCUACUACUGUAAAACAGAGAGAGGAGAGUCACUCCACAGCUGGAUCUCAGUCAGAGAGAAGAAAGGAAUUCAUCCAGAUUUAGAACAUCAUGAGGGUUCAGGUCAGAUUUCUGUCUUCAGCAUCCUCAGUUUUCUUCUGGCAGCUUUUCCGUAUCUGCUGUCGACAGUCGUGCUGCUGUUCAAAUGUUACAGAGCGAGAGUUACAUGGACUGAAGAACAAAGCCAGUCUGCUGUAACAGAGGAAUAAUCUUCAUCUCUUCUCCAAACCGCACACAGUCACAGGAUGCUGGAGUCUCAGACUGAAGACUGAAACACACUGGACACAAGCAGUCCAUCACAAGACUAAAAGACAAUGCUCUUUAUGUGUGUCACAUUCACUGUAAACUACUGACAGACACCCUUUAAAUACUACUAACAACAAUAAGAAUGUCAAAUCACAUCUGAACAACAUAUUUUUAUGCUUUCUGUUGUCUGAAUAAAACAAGUUUUAGUUUAAUUAUAAAAAUGUCUCGUUGCUGUUAAAUCUUUCCUGAAUUGUAAAGUAAAAUUAAUAACUUUUAUAUUGUUAGUAAUAUUUCAAGUCAAACAUUUACUUGACUGAAGCAACUUAUGUUUUUCCAAACAUAAUUAUAUAUGUUCUUCUCUCAGUUAUCAUUGUAUUGCAUUGUAUUAUGUUUUCAUCAAACUAAGGAUUUAAAUAUCAUUUAUGUAAGAAGUCCGUUAUAAAGAUCUCCUUGCUUUACAUUAUAAGCUUUCAGAAUUCUGUCCAUAUGAAUAUUAGUAUCUGUACCAAAUUGCAUAAUUUUGCUCAGUUUGGGCCUCAAAAUAAAAUUUAUGUUUUGUUUUUGUUUUUUUCACUUUGGGUUUGAGCUCCUUAUUCUCACAAAUUUGAGCAAUAAAAGCAUGGUGUAUGAAAAACGGAAAAACAACAACAUGAAACAUUUCUUUUUUUAGUUUUUAGAUUGUCAAAAUGUUCAAUAAACUAUCCUAUUAUAUAUAUUUUGGGCAUAAACAGGUUAAAAGUGCUGUCUGUUACAAAU
This is a messenger RNA of Carassius gibelio (silver crucian carp), 2355 nucleotides long. Its product is annotated as B-cell receptor CD22. Gene Ontology annotation, biological process: cell surface receptor signaling pathway. The record is from RefSeq and is a predicted model, not a curated record. The coding region runs from base 258 to 1562 and encodes 434 amino acids. NCBI's taxonomy places the organism in Eukaryota, Metazoa, Chordata, Actinopteri, Cypriniformes, Cyprinidae. The transcript is spliced from 9 exons. Gene Ontology annotation, molecular function: transmembrane signaling receptor activity.